Molecule: messenger RNA, 708 nt
Organism: Caenorhabditis briggsae
Lineage: Eukaryota; Metazoa; Nematoda; Chromadorea; Rhabditida; Rhabditidae
Exons: 6
Coding region: 1-708 (235 amino acids)
Biological process (GO): phosphatidylinositol phosphate biosynthetic process; protein localization to plasma membrane
Cellular component (GO): plasma membrane
Source: RefSeq, a predicted model, not a curated record
AUGAACGCCGAUCAGCUCUCCGAUUUCUUUUACGAGGUGGCAUUAGCAGGAGCUGCUAUCCCGAAAAAGGUAGCUGAUCAACGAGAAGAAAAUCAUCUGAAAAAGAAAUUCCUGAACAAAUUCGCUCCAAGUUCAUUGUGGGCUGCAAGCUAUAUCGCAUCGAACUACACAGAUGUCGAUUUGAUUCAGACUACGAUUGCUCAGAUUCUUUCUUUAUAUUAUAAAUCAGGAGUUCUUCGACUUUAUGCCUUGCAAUUCGUGCCCGGAUUUGUUUCGUUGUAUCUCCUCGCAUUGUCUAAAAAACAACAUAAGAGUGUUUCGCUGUUCGAAACGUUCUUAGUGGCUAUCUACAAUGAGGAAAUCAUCGAGAACGCUGAAACGAAUGAGAAGAAGGUGGAGGACAUUCGAAUUCCUUCGAUACGCCAUCACAGCGUCUAUCACGACCCCGUGAAAAUCCAAGUGCAAGCAGAUGUUCCAAUUAUCAGAAAUGUCGGUAUUACUCCUGUUUUGACCACAUUACGGUUCGGACCUUUUCCAUCGGUCUCGAAAAUGAACGGAGAGAACAAGUUUAUGGUUAUGAACCGUAUCCUUUUUUCUGUAAAUGAAUCGCUGUUCGAGGUUGCAUCAGAAGUGGCAGCAAGAUAUGUUUGUCUAGGAACUCUUUCAGAAGUCGUUCUUCAACUAUUCCUGAAAUCAGAAGUGUUUUGA